CUGCUGGCUGCGCUGGCGAGCUGGCCCGAGUCUCCCAGUUCCGCCGCCUCCCCGCCUGUGCCGCUCCCUCGCCUGCCCCCCUUCCCCCGUCCCUCCCCCAGUUGCAGUGGUCUGGCGGUGCCUGGCCGGCGGCCCGCGGGCGGGCCGCCCUCCCCGCGGUAGCCCACCCCCCUCUUAAAGCGGCGGCGCGAAGAUGAGGUUUCGGGAGCCGCUCCUGGGCGGCAGCGCCGCGAUGCCGGGCGCGUCCCUGCAGCGGGCCUGCCGCCUGCUCGUGGCUGUCUGCGCGCUGCAUCUUGGCGUCACCCUCGUCUACUACCUGUCCGGCCGCGACCUAAGCCGCCUGCCUCAGCUGGUAGGAGUCUCCACACCGCUGCAGGGCAGCUCUAACGGCGCCGCCGCCCUCGGGCAGCCCUCCGGGGAGCUCCGGUCCCGAGGGGCCGCACCGCCACCGCCUUUGCGCUCCUCUUCCAAGCCGCGCUCGGGUGGCGACUCCAACCCAGACGCGGACUCUCGCCCCGGCCCCGGCCCCGGGAGCAACUUGACUUCGGCCCCAGUGCCCCCCACCGCAACACUGUCGCUGCCCGCCUGCCCUGAGGAGUCCCCGCUGCUCGUCGGGCCCAUGCUGAUUGAGUUUAACAUACCUGUGGACCUGAAGCUUGUGGAGAAACAGAACCCAAACGUGAAGGUGGGUGGUCGCUACGCCCCCAACGACUGCAUCUCUCCUCACAAGGUGGCCAUCAUCAUUCCAUUCCGCAACCGGCAGGAACACCUCAAGUACUGGCUGUAUUACUUGCACCCAAUCCUACAGCGUCAGCAGUUGGAUUAUGGCAUCUAUGUUAUCAACCAGGCCGGAGAAACCACGUUCAACCGCGCGAAGCUCCUCAACGUUGGCUUUAAAGAGGCCUUGAAGGACUAUGACUACAACUGCUUUGUGUUUAGUGACGUGGACCUCAUUCCAAUGAACGACCAUAACACCUACAGGUGUUUUUCACAGCCACGGCACAUUUCUGUAGCAAUGGACAAAUUUGGAUUUAGCCUACCUUAUGUGCAGUAUUUUGGAGGUGUCUCUGCUCUAAGUAAACAACAGUUUCUCACCAUCAAUGGAUUUCCUAACAACUACUGGGGCUGGGGAGGUGAAGAUGAUGACAUUUUUAACAGAUUAGCUUUUAAAGGCAUGUCUGUAUCUCGCCCAAAUGCUGUGAUCGGGAAGUGUCGGAUGAUCCGUCACUCAAGAGACAAGAAAAAUGAACCUAAUCCUCAGAGGUUUGACCGAAUUGCACACACAAAGGAGACGAUGCUCUCUGAUGGUUUGAACACACUCACCUACCAAGUGUUGGACGUGCAGAGAUACCCGUUGUAUACCAAAAUCACAGUGGACAUCGGGACACCGAGCUAGCAUUUUGGUGCACUGAUGAGAGACCUGAAAAUGGCCAGGGACCUCUGCUGUGUGUCUCUGCCAAUCUGCUGGGCUGGUCCCUCUCCUUCUUACCAAUCAGAGUGAUAGGCCCUGUCGGCUCAUCAUUCAGACGCCUUUCCAGAUGACUAGGACGAGUGGGAUGUCUGCCCCCAACUUGGCUCGGCGUGUGACUUCUUAGCCCUACGAGGUGUAUGUAAGCAUAAAGACUGUCAGACUUUGAGGGGGUUCUUGGCAUGUUCACAGUGUCACCCCAAAGAAUCAGAGCUAUACACAGCCCUAAAUCUGGUGACGAAGACUCACUCCCUGCGAAAAACUGUUAAUUUGUUGUGAUAUAGGUAAGAAUUUUGCUUUAAAUUGUGGUAUUAUUUCUUUGUGAAAAAUUGGUAAGUGCUGCUGAAA
Messenger RNA from Hippopotamus amphibius kiboko, 1816 nucleotides. RefSeq names its product beta-1,4-galactosyltransferase 1 (gene B4GALT1). The coding region runs from base 194 to 1396 and encodes 400 amino acids. NCBI's taxonomy places the organism in Eukaryota, Metazoa, Chordata, Mammalia, Artiodactyla, Hippopotamidae. The transcript is spliced from 6 exons. The record is from RefSeq and is a predicted model, not a curated record. Gene Ontology annotation, molecular function: beta-N-acetylglucosaminylglycopeptide beta-1,4-galactosyltransferase activity; cytoskeletal protein binding. Gene Ontology annotation, biological process: carbohydrate metabolic process; protein N-linked glycosylation.